Molecule: messenger RNA, 1998 nt
Organism: Ochotona curzoniae (black-lipped pika)
Lineage: Eukaryota; Metazoa; Chordata; Mammalia; Lagomorpha; Ochotonidae
Product: insulin-like growth factor-binding protein complex acid labile subunit
Exons: 1
Coding region: 1-1998 (665 amino acids)
Cellular component (GO): plasma membrane
Molecular function (GO): protein binding
Source: RefSeq, a predicted model, not a curated record
AUGUUAGGGGAGAGCGGCCGCCCAGGCCCUGGCUGUGAAAUCGGGGAGCCCUCAGUGUUCCCCGGAGGCAGGGCCCGCCACCUGCUGGUCCCCUGGAGGGAAAAGUUCAGGCUGUGCCACAAGCCGGGAGUCAGCUCACCCAGGGCGGGCAGGCAAGAGCCCCCCUCACCACCUCUCCAAACCCCUCUGCGUGCAGGUGGCCUGAUCCUGGCAGUGCUACUGGUCUCCUGGGCGGCACUGGCUCCCCACGGCCUACGGGGAGCAGAGCCGGGGACAUCGGGGGACACCAAGGACCCACCCUGCCCGGCAGUGUGUAUGUGCAGCCGAGGCGACUACGCCGACGAGCUCACGGUCUUCUGCAGCGCCAGGAACCUCAGCCAGCUGCCUGCGGGCCUCCCCAACGACACCAGGGCCCUGUGGCUGGACGGGAACAACUUCUCCUCCGUGCCGCCCGCUGCCUUCCAGAACCUGUCGAGCCUGGACUUCCUCAACCUGCAGGGCAGCCGACUGGGCAGCCUGGAGCCGCAGGCGCUGCGGGGCCUGCACAGCCUGUACCACCUGCACCUGGAGCACAACCAGCUGCGCAGCCUGGAGCCCCACACCUUCGCACACACGCCCAGCCUGGCCUCGCUCAGCCUUAACAACAACCAGCUGGGCCGGCUGGAAGACGGCCUCUUCCGGGGCCUGACCAGCCUCUGGGACCUCAAUCUGGGCCGGAACAGCCUCGUGGUGCUGCCCGACGGCGCCUUUCAGGGCCUGGGGAACCUGCGCGAGCUGGUGCUGGCUGGCAACAAGCUGGCCUACCUGCAGCCGGCGCUCUUCUGCGGGCUCGGUGAGCUCCGGGAGCUGGACCUGAGCAGGAACGCGCUGCGCAGCGUCAAGGCCAACGUCUUCGUGCAGCUGCCGCGGCUGCAGAAGCUCUACCUGGAGCGCAACGCCAUCAAUGCCGUGGCCCCGGGCGCCUUCCUGGGCAUGAAGGCGCUGCGCUGGCUCGACCUGUCCCACAACCGCAUCACCGGCCUGCUCGAGGACACCUUCCCCGGCCUGCUGGGCCUGCACGUCCUGCGCCUGGCCCACAAUGCCCUGGCCAGCCUGAGGCCCCACACCUUCAAGGACCUGCACUUCCUGGAGGAGCUGCAGCUGAGCCACAACCGCAUCCAGCAGCUGGCGGAGAGGACUUUCGAGGGCCUGGGGCAGCUGGAAGUGCUCACCCUCAAUGACAACCAUAUCCAGGAGAUCAAGGUCGGAGCCUUCCUCGGCCUGCUCAACGUGGCCGUCAUGAACCUCUCCGGGAACUGCCUGCGCACCCUGCCGGAGCAGGUAUUCCAGGGCCUGGGCCACCUGCACAGCCUGCACCUGGAGCGCAGCUGCCUAGGCCGCGUGCGCCCACGCACCUUCGCGGGCCUCACGGGGCUCCGCAGGCUCUUCCUCAAGCACAGCGGCAUCAACAGCAUCGACGAGCAGAGCCUGAGGGGGCUGCCCGAGCUGCUGGAGCUCGACCUGGCCGGCAACCAGCUGAGCCACCUGCCCCGUCGGCUCUUCCAGGGCCUCGGCAAGCUCGAGUACCUGCAGCUGGCCCGCAACCAGCUGUCGGCGCUGUCCGCCGAGGCCCUGGGUCCGCUGCGGCAGCUCUUCUGGCUGGACCUCUCGCACAACCGCCUGGAGGCGCUGGCCGAGGGCGUGCUGGUGCCCCUGGGGCAGCUGCGCCACCUGAGCCUCAGGAACAACUCCCUGCGGAGCCUCGCGCCUCCACAGCCGGGCCUGGAGCGCCUGUGGCUGGAGGGCAACCCCUGGGACUGUGGCUGCCCGCUCAAGGCGCUGCGGGCCUGGGCCCUGCGAAGCCCGGCCAUAGUGCCUCGCUUCGUGCAGGCCGUGUGUGAGGGUGAUGACUGCCAGGUGCCCGUGUACGCUUACAACAACAUCACCUGUGCCAGCCCCGCCGGAGUGGUGGGCCUGGACCUGCGGGACCUGCCCGAGGACCACUUUGCCCACUGCUGA